AUGCAAAGGGAUGACAUGUUAGAAAAUGUUUCAAAAAGCACACUUAUCAGUAGAAAAAGAACAUGCGAUUCAGAUCCUGUAAAUAAUAUACAGGCUAAAAAGGCAUUCACAUUCAUACCUUCUCUUAUGCAAAAAAGUGCAAUUUGUGUUUUAAAUGAAUUGUACAGAGGAUUAGAAUAUAAAUUUUCAGUUCAAAAUGGACCAGGAAACUCACCCAUAUUUACAACCACAGUCGAUAUAAAUGGUGUUAGAUAUAUUGGUAGAGGAAAAAAUAAAAAAUUAGCUAAACAUAAUGCAGCCGAAGCGGCAUUAAGUGGUAUACAACAAUCGGGUGUUGGUGGUGAUAGUUCUUCUUCGUUAAAUAACACGAAUAGUAGUAAUAAUAAUAAUAAUCCGAAUGAAAUAUUAGAUUUUACAAGUGACACAGUUUCAAAGGAAAUAAGUAAUUUCGAUUUAACCGCUAACAAUAACGCACCGAUAAAUUCAAAUAAUAAAGGAAGUAAUAAUAAUAAUUUAGUAGUCAAUUCUAAAAUGUCUGCCACGACAAACGUUGUUGAAAAAAAUCCAAUAAUGUUAUUAAAUGAACUUUGUUCGGAUGCUAAAUAUGAAGUUUCAUCAAUCGAUGGAAGUUCGGAUACAAAAUAUAAAGUACAAUUAACGGUCGAUGGAAAAAUGUUCGAAGCAACAGGCGGAAGUAAGAAAUUGGGUAAAGCAGCAGCAGCAAGAUUGGCACUUUUAUCUUGUUACAAUAUUUUUUUACCAUCGUAUUCACCCGUUAAAAUGAAUCCACUCGCUUGUUUGGAUGCCAAAAUGGAAAGCGUACCGCAAAUAUUUGCAGAUCACGUGGCUACGUUGAUAAAUAAGAAAUUUGGAGAAUUGAUAAAAAAUAAUCCGGCAUAUUCGCGACGAAGAGUUUUAGCCGGAAUCGUAAUGAGCGAAGAUUACAAUUUGGAAAGUUGUAAAGUUUUAACGGUUUCGACGGGUACGAAAUGCAUUUCCGGUGAUAGAAUAAGCGCGAACGGAUCCGUUUUAAAUGAUUCUCAUGCGGAAAUCAUAUCAAGGCGGUGUUUGUGUAAUUAUUUUUAUUCCGAAUUAGAAAAAUACGUUAAAGAUGAUACGGGAAGGAAUAGUAUAUUUUUAAAAUCACCCAACAAGGGUUUUUUAAUUGAUCCUAAAUAUAAAUUUCAUUUGUACAUAACAUCGGCUCCAUGCGGAGAUUCCAGGUUGUUUUCUCCUCAUGACGUUUGCAUAUUCGACAAACAUCCGAAUAGGAAAGCUCGGGGACAACUCAGGACUAAAAUCGAAAGGGGCGAGGGUACGAUUCCCGUUAAUUCGAGCGAUCUCAUACAAACGUGGGAUGGAGUUUUGGUGGGAGAAAGACUUUUGACGAUGUCUUGUUCGGACAAAUUAGCCAAAUGGAACGUGGUCGGUGUUCAAGGUGCUCUCCUUUCCAAUUUCAUACAACCCGUUUAUCUCGACAGCAUUAUAUUGGGGAGUUUAUUUCAUCCGAGUCAUUUGUAUCGAGCCGUGUACGGAAGAAUAGAAAACGAAAUCUACGAUUUGACACCGCCAUAUCGUUUGAACAAACCCAAAUUGGGAGCCAUUAUAAAUACGGAAGCGAGACAAGUGGGUAAAUCUCCUUCGUUUAGCAUCAAUUGGAAUUACGGAGAACCCGAGGCUGAAAUCGUGAAUGCGAUCACGGGAAGAACGGAUUUGGAUCACAUUUCCCGCAUAUCGAAAUGUAAAUUAUUUUAUAGGUUUUUAAGACUUUUGGGAAAAAUCCCGACCAUAACGAAUAUACACGCGACGAACGAACCACUCAUGUAUAACAAGUGUAAGGAAAAAGCUACGGGAUUUCAGGCGGCAAAAAUGGCAUUGUUGAAAGGUUUUUCAAAAGCCAAACUCGGUGAAUGGAUGAAAAAACCACCGGAAGUGGAUCAAUUCGAAUGGGACGAAGAUUCACUUUUGAAACAUAUUAUUUAUAAUUCGUCUUACGGUUCGAUAAGUUAA
Molecule: messenger RNA, 2010 nt
Organism: Pediculus humanus corporis (human body louse)
Lineage: Eukaryota; Metazoa; Arthropoda; Insecta; Psocodea; Pediculidae
Product: Double-stranded RNA-specific editase Adar, putative
Exons: 10
Coding region: 1-2010 (669 amino acids)
Biological process (GO): adenosine to inosine editing; RNA processing
Cellular component (GO): cytoplasm; nucleolus
Molecular function (GO): tRNA-specific adenosine deaminase activity; double-stranded RNA adenosine deaminase activity; double-stranded RNA binding
Source: RefSeq, a predicted model, not a curated record